Selaginella moellendorffii is the source of this 1022-nucleotide messenger RNA. RefSeq lists its product as uncharacterized. The record is from RefSeq and is a predicted model, not a curated record. NCBI's taxonomy places the organism in Eukaryota, Viridiplantae, Streptophyta, Lycopodiopsida, Selaginellales, Selaginellaceae. The transcript has 5 exons. The coding region runs from base 113 to 934 and encodes 273 amino acids.
GCGGCGGCGAUGGAGCUCUUUGGCAUCAAUGGCAAGGAGCGAAGCUCCUCGCCAUACGUGAUGAUUUCAAAUAUGUGGAGGAAGAAGUCCAAGAAACCCUAGCGCGCUGGCGAUGGCGAUGGCGGAGGAAGAUUUUGGCGACGCGGAGCUCUGGGCCGCGAUCGACAGCGCCGCUGCUGCGAGGUAUGGCGGGGACAGAUCGAUUGUUGUUUCCUCUCGAUUCCAGCAGCAGCAAUCUCCUCCCGCUCGGCGGCAUCCACUCGUGGAGCUCCCGCCCUCUCCGCAGCAGCAGCCGGGGCUAGGACUAGGCUACAUUGUGCCGCGCAUGGCUGCUAGAUCCGACGCCAUCGCCCCUCCCUCUCUCAAGCGCCAGCAGUCGCAUUUUCCCGAUGGCCACAUUCCAGUCAGGCAAAAGCAAAGCUCGUAUCUUGGGAGUAUCGUGGCUCGCGACGCUGGGCGUCCAAGCUCCUCCUGGACGAAUCAAAACGAGAACCAGCAACCCAGCACUACCAAUCACAACGUUUCGCCGUGGAUGCCACAGCAGGAGAUCCCUUCUUCGACUGUUUUUCGGCAGCUCCAGGACGCAGCCAUGGCGAUCUUGGAGAAGGGAGACUAUCUCAUGAUGCAAGGGAAGCCAUUCAUUCGAAAGUCUGGAUGGAGGAAGAUCGCUUUCUUUUUCAGCAUUUCUUUCGAGAUCAAGGAGAGGAAAAUCGAGUAUGAUCAAAACACAAAUGUUCUUCGUGCCGAGUUUGUGGUCAGAGCGUCUAUGCAAUCCGGGAGGUUUUCUGACGGGUGGGGGUCUUGCGACUUGAGAGAGAAGAGAUUCUCUAAACCAAACCAUGAUAUUCCAAGCACAGCAGAAACAAGAGCCAAGACUAGAGCUUGCCAGGAUCUACUCGGCAUUGGUGAAUACAAGUCUGGUGGAAACAUUUAGCCUUCAGGUUGGUUCUACGACACAACUCUUCCUAAGCGUAUAACUCUUUAGCCAGCCUUGGCGUUGCAGAAACCAUGAGAUUUUUGUU